Molecule: messenger RNA, 9601 nt
Organism: Sycon ciliatum
Lineage: Eukaryota; Metazoa; Porifera; Calcarea; Leucosolenida; Sycettidae
Exons: 41
Coding region: 149-8869 (2906 amino acids)
Biological process (GO): protein phosphorylation
Molecular function (GO): protein binding; ATP binding; protein kinase activity
Source: RefSeq, a predicted model, not a curated record
ACACAGUGUGCGGGUGUAGAAUAGUCGUUCUUCUAGCAAUGAUCUGGUUCUACCGAACGCUAAAGCUUACUUGACUAAGUGGAAGAACCAAGAUAGAAUGAUGAGGAAGAGCUACAGCUGGGGCUGAACGGCUGAUAUAUCUUUCAUUAUGACCGAUAAUGGCAGCCUAUUGCCACAGCUGCUUCGCUGCAUCGAGCAGGAUGACAGCCUGGCGCUACGCACGCUACGGCAGAGCGAGACGUCCACGCUCCUGUGCUUUGCCCUGAACGAAAAGCGCCGAGACGGCAUCACUGCCUUGCAUCUUGCGGCACUCAAAGGCCGUCAUGAGUGCAUGGAGGAGCUGUUGGAGAUGAAGGCAGAUGUGGACAUUCGUGCAAGGCGUGCUGCAUUCCGCGAGACACCACUGCACAUGGCAGCAUCGAAUGGAUUCACAAGAUGUGUUGAACUGUUGCUGCGUCACGGUGCGGACAUCAAUGCACGCAGCAUAACAGAUGCGACUCCACAGAGUCUUGCUGUGUAUCAUCGCCAACCAGAGUGUGCCGAGAUUCUUGACAAAGCUAGAGAGCGACAGCUAGAGAAGGAACGGCAAAACAAAAUGCAAGAAACUGCCUUUUUUGCUGCCUGUUGCAGUGGAGAUGUACCUGUUCUGGAGGAGCUGUUGGAAGAGAGUACCUCGUUUAUGGAGUGCAAAGAUGCAGAUGGCUAUACUCCAAUGCAGAGGGCAUGUGCUAGUUCCAAGCAUGGCGUUGUGGAGUUUCUAAUCCGCAAGGGAACCUGCGUAAAGUGUCUGCACGAGUCGAGUGGCGAUAACUUGCUGCAUGUGAUUGCGAGAACCAGGCAGUAUGCAGCCGGUGCUGCCAUCGCUCGUCGCCUGCUCGAGGCCGAUCCAAGCCUGGCAGCUAUGCAGAACAAAGACUUGGCACUUCCACUUCACAUUGCUUGCGAGCAGGGCAACCUUGCAUUGACAACCGUUCUGCUGCGAUUCCAGGAGCAAGUUAUGGAGUUGAUCAAGAGCUGCUACUGUCCCCAACUGGGCUCUGAUUGCGGUGAAGACGGGUUUUCUUUCGAGUAUCUUAAACAUACAGUGGAUUUCUGGCUGAAGAAGGAUAAUGCUGAUGUGGACGAGAUCACCCAAGUGCAUGAUAUCAACGGCACACUAAAUUGGCAGACACAAUUCUGUCCGAUGAGAUUCCCCAAGCAGGACAGUGGAGAGGCAGUGGACGCAGCCUGUAGCGGUCAUGGUCUAAUGUUCCCUGUCAACAGCUGUCGCAACUCGGAUGGCAACACUCCAGUGCACUUAGCUGUGAUCAAAGGCAACCACUACAUCGUGAGGCAGCUUCUCCUGUACGGCGGGUUUGAGAGUGAUGACGGCAAUCAGCCACUGUCGCCCCGGGCCAUGUCACCAACCAGUACUGCGCCCAGGCUCCUGGCCAACAACAGGCUAUUUGACGGGCAAUAUGCAUGCGUGAGCCUGAUCGUGGAGAAUGCGCGCGGCUACCAGCCACUGCAUGAAGCUAUCGUCCAUGGUCAUGCGAAGCUCAUGUACAUAUUAGGUGCUGAAGAGGAGGAGAAUCUCUUCAGAUCAAACUCCACGAAGUUCCGUGUCGAGCACCACGAGUUAAACCGUCAAAUGACCCUAUUGGACUUGGCUGUUGCCACGAAGCAUUUAGAUGUGCUCGGUCUGCUUCUGGUGCACUAUGAUGCUGCAGAAUUCAUGAGCGACGGCCUUCAACUUGCCGGUGACUUGGAGUUCACACAAGGUGCAUCCUUGUUGCUAGCCAAAAUGGUUCACGACUCCUGUGCCAAGUUCUUUCGCGAGCAGAUUUCUCGGGACGGACUGAGCAAUAGCAAUGUGGAGAACUUGAAUGUUGGUCAGAUUAUCUGGGAGAAGAUUGGCUUGAAGGCACUGGAUACAAACUACCUGCAGCUGGCCUCCUGGGUGGUUUCUCGUUUCAUCAAAACAGCACAAGGGUUCCUAGCGGGUGUACAAGAGAUGACGACACUGCCCAACCAGAACGCACUGGAUACGAUGCUGGAGACGGUGUUUGAACGCAGCAGCUCGUGUGCCUUGACGUCGUUCAGAAUGGCGCUCAUCUCUCCACCAGCACUGACGUCCAACCUCAUCACCGUUCUCAACCUAUCUCAGAACCAGCUCACCCAAGUGCCGCUGACGAUCUUCCAGCUGCCUCAGUUAAAGAUUCUCAUCCUCUCCGACAACAAGCUGACCUGGCUACCGGUACCGUCAGGAGACAGUAUUCACUACAGCCAAGAUGAAGACAUGCAAGAUCUGGCGCCGGCAUCUGUCAUCAAUUUUGCACUGACGCCCGCAGAGGACCAAUACAACUGCCCUCAGCUGGCUCAGAUUGAAGUACAGAACAAUAUGCUAACAGACAUUCCGGGUGCUCUAUUCACCUUGGAAGGACUGGAGGUACUGGACGUGUCUAAUAAUGAACUCACAAGCCUUCCGUUUGAGAUAUGGACGGCGGAAAAGCUGCGUACAUUGCGAGCAAAUGGCAACGGUAUCACUUCCUUGCCGACGGAUCCUGAGCCACACAUGCAGCCAAUUGAGGAGUCGAAUGGUUCUCAGUCUCACGGCUUAUCGGCCAGCAGGCAAAUGUCUCGGCAAGGUUUUGCGCGGAUCUCUUCAUUCCUUGCCAAGCACUCGUCUCGGACAACAACGACUGGAGUGUACCGUCAACGGCGCAGUCGCAACGGAAUCCCAGUCUCACUACCGGAAGAUGCUGAGAUUAACUAUCCACUGAAGAAGCUGUUCCUUGUGCAGAACAGGCUGAAGAGCCUACCCAAUAACCUGCAUUGUCUUGCUCCCAAUAUUGAGGAGCUCGAUGUCAGCAAUAACCAGUUGGAAAUGCUCAACAUCCUUUCGCUGCCUUCUAAUAUCCUUGUGUUCCGAGCCAAUCACAAUCGGCUCAAUCUGAUUACCAGUGAUCACAUUACAGGACCGUGCGCAUGGCCGUUGCUGGAAAUGAAUGGCUCAGGCAGUGCCACAAACACCGGCGUUGACCAGGUGAACUCGCGUCCGGUCAACUGUAAGCACUUCAUUGGCUUCCUGCCGCGGCUUAGCACACUGCGCCUGUCAGAGAACCAGCUGGACAACCUUCACGUGAUGGUGACAUAUGAUCCAAACACUGGCCGUGGCUUGUCUGAAGGUGGCGAUGACGAUGAAGAUGCUGGCACCACCGAUGGCGGCGGUGGCGGCAAUUCGAUGAUGUCUCCGGCAACAACAGGGAACAGCAACUCAUCAGGCUACAAAUCAGCGGCCUCGGCGCUGAGUGGCAUUCCUGCUGGUCAUGCUCUUCUCAUGCCGUCUCUGACAUUCCUGUACAUUGAUCGCAAUGAAUUCACGCAGGUGCCGGAAGGUCUUCACCACUGCCGUUCAUUGAACGUCUUGUUCAUUGGUCAGAACAAGAUAGAAGAGCUGCCGUCCGACCUAGGCAAUCUCACUCACCUCUACCAACUUGACGUGUCAGAGCUUGACUUGAAGAACAUGCAUGCUGCUGUGCUGGACCGAGGAAACAAGGCCAUCAUCAGCUACCUUCGGGCGAUCAAGACAAACUCUGUGGAACAUCGCCGUCUGAAACUGAUGAUUGUUGGCCGCCAUGGCCAGGGAAAGACAACACUGGUCAAGGCACUCCAGCAUGGUCCCGGACGUAGUAAACAGAAGCAGCUGUCAACUGUCGGUGUCAGUGUGCAAUGCUGGUGCUCAGUGACGCGGAGUACAAAGCCUUUUCAAAAGGCUCCCGACCCAAUCAACUUCUGCGUAUGGGAUUUCGGUGGCCAGGAGGAGUACUAUGCAACGCAUCAAUGCUUUCUCUCACGACGCGCUCUCUACAUCGCCGUUUGGAACAUGGAAACCGGACUGUCCGGUAUCUGCGAGCUGCAGCCUUGGCUGGUCAACAUCCAGGCUCGUGCACCUGGGUCAACCGUGAUCAUUGUCGGCACACACUUGGACAAGGUUCAGCAAAGCAUGACGCAUGCACAGGUGCAGGAGCUUAAAGAUGAAGUGCGCCGUCGCUAUGUGGUGGACCGAUCAGGUCUUCCUCGACCCGGCCUGCCCAAUGUGGUGGAGGCCAUGGAGCUCAGUAACCUGAAGACAAGCUCCGUCAGAGAGCUACGGGACUUGGUCUACAACGUGGCCUCCGAGAUUAGAGCGCAGAGCCCAGGUCCUGGUGCUGCGAGGAGAGAAUCAGUGCGCAUGAUUGAUCAAAUGAUACCAGAGUCCUACAGUGUUCUAGAAAAGGCUGUUCGUGAAGCAUCGACGGCGUUCGCCCGUGAUGGCAAAGUUCCUGUUCUGACGACUGCUGACUACAUCUCAACAAUGAUCCAGUACAGCAGCACACCGGACAAACUUCCACGCGACGAUGAGAUCAACGACGCCACAAGCUUCUUACAUGACUAUGGUGUUCUUCUUCAUUAUGAGGAGCCAGCCCUGCAGGAUCUAUACUUCAUCAACCCACAGUGGCUAUGUCAAACUUUGUCUCGUGUCAUCGCCGUCAAGGAAGUGAAUAGCUUUGCUAAGAAAGGUGUGAUGAAUGUAUCAGACUUACAGUUCCUGCUCAAGUUCGAGGCCACUCAGUUUCCAACCAAGAUUUUUGAUCAGUGCGUAAACCUGAUGGAGAGGUUUGAAAUCGCGCUGCGCAUCUCCCGCACCAUCCUUCUCAUCCCCAGUAUGCUGCCACAGCGCUAUGAGGAAGGCCAGCGCACUGUGGACUUUGGUGGACAUCGCAUGCCUGGCAAUCGGGAAACCGAUGAUGGCGUUUCUCAAUCCUUCAAUGCCUCGUUUAGUCAAAGCUAUUCUGGGCAGCGGCAAGUUAUUGCUUCGACAUUUCACAAGUUGACACGAGCCACUCGCCUCCGACUGGAGACUUUCCGACAAGAGCAACUGAGUCAAGCGUCGCCAUCUGAGCUUCUGUCACCGAGGGUCGACAUGCCAAAGUCUAUUGCUGAAUGUGACUUCAACCCUGGUGAGGAUUUCUGUCGACUGUAUGUCACUCCGUACAUACCAAGCGGGUUCUGGCCACGCUUGAUCAGUCGCAUCCUGUCCGACAAGAUGAUGAACGAAGUCAUCGUCCAAGAGCUGCCAACGUUUCUGAAGGCACCUGGCCUGCGCGCUAACGACCUGCUCGACUGGAUUUGCUGGCGCAGCGGGAUCGAGCUGCACCUGGCCUGGUGUCCCGUUCUGCGAGUGUGCAGGCUGAACGACACAAUGACCUGUGCAGCCAAGUGUGAAGGUCGUGUAUUCUGCUCUGGAAACUGGCAUCCUCUUGGACCAAUAGGACACAGUGGGGUGGAGGUCUUCAUCAAUGUACAUGCUAUACGAGAAGUGCUGGAGAUACUUCACGCAGACGCUGAGCCUGUACUGCCAAGAUGCUCUACCACUUUAACGCAGAGUGCACGGGUCUCGGUUGGACGGCGCUUUCUGGAUAAUGUUCACCAGCAGUUUUUGGGCCUGAAAGCGGAAAGUCAGAAGGUUAAGAAGGGCCGUCUCACCCACUCCAGGUCGGUGGCAAAGGAGUCCAAGCAGCUCUCGAGUCUGCGAGAGCGUCGCUCACGACUUGCCAUGAUGGUUGCAGAAUCCCUGGACUACGUCUCAUCCCAGUCUGAACCGUCAGCACCCAUGGACAGUACCAGCCGACCACCAUCGACAACAGAGGAGAUCGAUCCGAUGGAGUCGUUGAGAGAUCUGCCGCAGCUUGCUGAGAAAGCUGUAGAGGCCACCAAAGACACGGCCGAAACUAAGGAGCGCUCUGAAACACCCAGGCAGCGUGGCACUCAGUUGGCAGUGUGGCUGUUAGCUCGUGUUGUAUCCCACAUUGAUGCUCUACUGUACAAAUGGUUCAAUGGCUUGCACAGUAAUGAAGGCUACUCCGCCAACAAGACCCGUCCGACCAUCAUCCGUGUGUCUCCGUGCCCUCGCUGUAUGGUGGAAAUGCGCAAGAGGAUGUCCUGUGAGACGGUGGACGUGGACGCCGAGGCCAUGCCUGAGGCAGUGUAUGAUAUGGCUAACAGCUUGGCUCGUCGCAUCUUCAAGGCCGCCACCAAUCCAUCCCCGAAUCAUUCGAGUCUGCGUCGUGGCAACCCUGUCCGCCUGCACUCUGCGCAUGACGAGGACGACGGCGACGCACCGGACGAGACAGCUCUGCGCGUGUUCUCCCUCUACUCCCUGGCGGCUAAAGCCGACGCUGACAUUGACGUCAGCAAGUGUGAGAUGGAGUGUGAGCGGCAUGGCAGUCUGAGUACACUGCGCCUAGCACCUGAUCUGUUCUUCGCUGAUCUACCUGCGGACAAGAUUGUCACGACUGCCGACUACGUCCAAUGUACCUCGCUUGACAGGGGAGGAUUCGGAGAGGUUUUCAAUGGGAGACUAUUCAAGACUAAGACGGGACAUCCCCACCCAGUGGCCAUCAAGAAUUUUGAGCUGUCGAAGGAUGAUGAUGCUGAUGACGAUAUGGCCGACGCUGGAGGAGAAAUGAAUCGGGCCCGUAGAGCUUUGCACCUAUACACUACAGCUAGAGCUGAGAUUGGUAUCCUUGCCAACCUUAACCAUGAUAACAUUGUGAAGCUUCUUGGCGUCAACCGGAAGCCCCUACGCAUGAUCAUGGCAAGAGCACCAGCAGGCAACCUGAAGAAUUGGCUGGGAAAGUAUCGGAGCCAGUCAAUAAAACUUCCAUCGGAUGUGCUGCUUGCUUGCCUAACUCAGAUGGCAUCAGCAUUGGAGUACCUGCAUGACAAGCAGAUCAUCUACCGUGACCUGAAGCCUGGCAACACACUCGUGUGGAGCUUCCCGGCACCGACGCCAAUCGGUUCUCCAGAAGAUAAGACGCCGGUGUUGAUACGUCUUGCUGACUACGGUAUCAGUCAGUUCUGCUCACCGUCUGGCAUCAAGGGACUGAAGGAUGGAACGCGUGUUUACAUGGCCCCUGAAGUUGUUCAGUAUGGUGGCAAGGAGACGUUCAAUGAAAAGAUUGAUGUGUAUGCAUACGGCGCUAACAUGUACGAGCUUCUUGCUCUGUCCCCGCCAUAUGCUAACGAGUGUAUGCUGAGCAUCACAGAACAAAUAAAAAGAGGCUACCUGGUGUUGCCCAGAAAGCAUCGUCGGCGCUUUCUUCAAGUCCACCAGCUGAUGCGCUGGUGUAUCCGCCUUGAUCCACAGCAGAGGCCCAGCUUCAAGCAAGUCUCCACCGUGUUGAACUCGCCCGGCUUCUUACGUCUUGUGGACAAGGUUCGAAUAACUGAUACCAGCACGGUAACGGCUGGCGCUGGUAGAAUGCCCUGCCCCGUCUCCAUUGGUGUUGGUGGGAGAAUGGACAGCAUCGCAGACACCUCCUCUGCACAAGGCGCUAGCGUAUCUGCAACAUUCAUGCGAGCCAGCCUGGUACGCAAUGCGAGUGAUGAUUGCCUUUUAUCCAUGUCGAAUGAUGUAGCGCAGCAAGGCUGUAUGUCCACUGUAUGGCUGGGUGAUGGCAGUGGCACUGUCAGUAUGGUAGAUUAUCGCCGUGGAAAAACUCCCAGGCCAUCAUCAGUGAAGGUUUGCAACUCCCACGUAACGGGCCUUCUGUCCAUCGACAAUCACGUGUGGGUAGCGUCAGAGCAUGACGGCCUGUUUGUGUAUGACUGUGCUCUUAGCCAGUGUCACCAGAAGUGGACUGGUGCAGGUCUGGGUGUAGCCAUUGGAAACUACGUUGAGGAGCGCAGGAUGAGUGCCAGCCUAGCACCAAAAGAUGAAGCCACAGCGGAAGAUGCAGGUCAUAGCGAAAGAGUCGGUUCUAUUGAUCUGAACAUAGCUAGUGAGGCCACUGGUCAGCGCAAUAUGAGGUUCCGCACUGUAUCCAUCUUAGCCAUUCAAAGCUGUAACCUUGUACUGGUGGUGUAUGGUGAGGGAAGCCUUGCCGUGUUUGGCAGCAAUGUCGCUGACAACGGCGCUGGUGAAUUUGUGCCCCGGAGAAACCACAAGUGUGGUAAAGGGAGAGAAGUGAGUAGUAUGGCACUGAUACGGCCGCAGCCUGGUGUUGAGGAGGUCUGGUUAGGGCUACAGUCCGGUGAUAUUUUGGUUGUGAGUACAUCUCAGCUGCUGAGCGAGGAGCUGCUUCUCAACAUUGACCCAAGCCGAGUCAUUGACGUUCUUGGCGAAUGCCCCGAGUACAAGCUGAAGCGCAGAAUUCGUUUGCUGACUUCUAUUUCAACAUCAAGAGCAUCGGCAAACUCCAACUUCCCUUCACCGGGAAGUUCGGAGAGUUCGGACAGCGCAGAUGCUUUUGAGAUUGUAACCGACAGCGAGGUGUGGGUAGCCAUGGACAGAAUGUCCAUUGCAAGCUGCUGGAGUACGUCCACGCGUCAGCUGGUGAAACCGUCAGGCAUUCUAGACUGUCAGCAGGAGAACAUAAUUGCACGGCUACCCGGAUGCUCGCAUCUACAGCAUGAACGUGAGACUCGUGUCACCGCCAUCCUUCCCCUCAGCGACAAAGUGAUCCUGGGCACGGGCGGAGGUCAUAUUGUUGUGGCCUCCCUCGACCCACUGGCGCCACUGACAGUGUUUGCGGCCUACACUGGUUCCGUGAUGUGCCUGUUGCCGUUCUCCUUCCCUGUCAGCAAACGCAAGAGAGCAAGGUCAAUCCGCCGUGGCAGUGCUGGUUUCCGAAUCACGUCGUCAUCAGCCCCUGCCAAUGACCUGGAAGGAUGUGAGUUGGUUCUAAGCUGUGGCCAGGCAUACCGUGGUCUGUACACUGGGCCAGGGCCAGCUGAAGAGAAUGCUGCCAGUGUGUGCACUGGAGCUGCCGAGCAGAUUACAGAGGGUCACCUCUUGAUGUGGCUCGUUGAUGAUUUGCAGCCAAGCGAAAAUGCUGGCACAUAGGGUCAGAGUUAGCUUACUGACAAGUCCUGUACCAAUCACUGUGGCUAUAGAAUAAUCAAGUUGAUUGUUUUCCAUGACUUCCCUCUUGCAAAGUAAUAAUUUUAAUUUUUAAGCAUGCAACAUCAUACUUCCUUUUUAAAAGUAAAUUAUCCCUCGCGCUCUAUGUAUAUUGUUGUAACCACCCCCACCCCCACCCUCUACCUCUAUUGUUGGACCUCGCUCUGCAGUUUCACUAGCAUGCAAUUAUUGUUUGGCCUGCACCUUCUCUGUGCAGUGCAUUGGCGCGGCAUUGAUGGCUGCCCCCUCCCCCCCCAGCAAGGCAAGGCUAACGUUAGUUUGUCGGAACAGUGUAGACUGUACCAACAGCAAAAAAGGCCUCUUUUACGGGCAAACAGAAUACAAUUGACAGUGGCAUGGCGAAUGAUUAGAACACAACACCAAAAAAUGAAAACAAUUGUAUGUGUGAAAAAACGCAAAAACGAGAAACAAAAAAACAAAAAACAAAAAAACACCAAAAACAAACAAAAAACAAACAAAAAACAAAAACCAGGAAAAUACAAGGGCACGUUAGUUUGUCACUACUCUGAGUUUCAUGGUUCAUUCUUUGUUGUGGCAAUGUGCUCUGCUAUUGCUAUUUUGAAUUAUUUUGAUCCUGAGUUAGAUAUGAAGUAAUGUCCUUUUGACGAAUAUUAUGACAAUCGGGUGCAAUGAAUAUAACUAAAUGCGCACUCA